Messenger RNA from Nasonia vitripennis (jewel wasp), 7003 nucleotides. RefSeq names its product kinesin-like protein GA13060. The record is from RefSeq and is a predicted model, not a curated record. Gene Ontology annotation, molecular function: microtubule binding; ATP binding; microtubule motor activity. Gene Ontology annotation, biological process: microtubule-based movement. NCBI's taxonomy places the organism in Eukaryota, Metazoa, Arthropoda, Insecta, Hymenoptera, Pteromalidae. The transcript has 17 exons. Bases 738 to 6824 code for a protein of 2028 amino acids.
UUCCAACGUUGCUUACCGGCUCUCUCCCUUUCUCGUGCUCUCUACUAUACAGCUCUCUGUCUUUCUCGUCUGCUUCAAGCCGCGCGGCGCGGCAGACUGCAGAGCUCCGGGCGCGCGCGCCGCUCGGAGAGAAGCCCGCGAAAUCCGCUCUCGGAUAUGCACAAUUUGCGCGAGUUUAUUAUACGCGCUCUGCCAGUCCUCUGCUCUGGUAUAACGACGCUCCGCGAGUGCAGCAUACAACCCGCGCAUGUUUUCUAAAAAUCGCGCCGUGCGAUAUCAACUUGCUAUUUUACACCAGUGUUAAAAUUUGCCACUUUAUGCGUCGUUCGCAAAACAGACACACAGACUUGUUGCCUCAACUCAUUUCUGGUUUCUCGUCUGCUAAUUUUGUUCUUUUGUUUUUUCUCUUGACAACCAGAAAGUAGCUGUGUACGUGUUAGUGAUAUUUACCUUGACUUAUAGUUAUAUCAUUGAUGAAGUACUGCUGCAAUGACAAAGUUACGGUGUUCAAAAGAUCGUCGCUUGUUGAGAAACUGUUCUACGCGUGAGAAAUGAAAUAUCGACAAUUGGGAUGUUGAGAUCAAUGAAAAAUGAUGAUAAGACCAUACCAGUAUCGUAGUGCGUAACUUUGUGUUAUAAUGAUCGUAAAGUGUAUGCAGAGUUUGUGUAAGUUGAUUAUGAUGGGCCUCGUUCUUCAUGCAAACUAAAGGAAAACAACCGUCAAAAUAGUCUGGUCGAUGAUGGAUCUACGGACAGAUCGACCUCGAACAGCAGGACGCUUAGCGUCGGCUGGUCGAAACAUGCCGUCUGUUCAUCAAACUGGUGGCAGGCGCAAAGCCAUCCCCGUACCACCACCGAGAGUCCCAACACCGAUGCCAACACCUAAUAACAAUCAACAAAGAAGUAAUGUCUACGAUGUCCAACCUCCACCUCUAAGUGUUGCCACACAUAAGAAAGAGUCACAUGAUAUUACACGGAUAGCCAAGCGAUAUCUAGAUGACAAUAUGCAACAAGCCUGGAUAAAUCCAAGACUGAUUUCGAUGAUCAACAUGGAAGCCGUGACGUCAACGGAUUACAACUCGCUGAAUUUGAGUCGCAACAUGAAUCACCAGCCGGGGGGGCAUCACGUCUACGGCUACUCGAAGUACGAAGAGAAGCAGGCGAGCAAGCCCGCGCAGAUCGUUAAAUACGGCGAGGAUUACGCGGAGUACGGGAAAAAUUCGGUUCGUCUGACGGGCAUCAGCAAGCUCGCAUCUCGCAUCACUCAACAGCACAGCCAACAGCUCCAGCAGCAGGGCAACCUGGCGAGAUUCGAGCAGCGCUACUCGCGCGGCCACUCGCAGCCCGAGCGCCAGCAGUACCCGGGCCACGACGCUCGCUCCAAGUCCCAGGACUCCCAGAACGAGCUGACCUUUUACAAGAUCGAUCCUCCAUCCGCGAAGCUGCAACAACAGCAACAGCAGCCGCCGCAGGAUCACGUUAGCGGCAAAUCGAUGCACCGAUCGAUCCCCGUGCAGCCCGUGGGCAGGAAGGAUAACCAGCUGACCUUUUACCAAAUCGACACGCCGCUGCAGCAAGAGCGGAGCAAGGAGGUGCGCUUCUCCAAUGUCCACGCGAUGGCGGCGAGCGAGCGGAUCGAGAAGGUCCAUCAGCGAAAUAAGCAGCAGCAGCAGCAGCAGCAAAUGCAGUCGGAUAAGGACUGCUGCCAGUUGCCGGGCUACGAGCAGCCACCCAAGUAUCGGCAGUUUGCCGAGAAGCCGCCCAAGUACCAGGAGAUGCAGUCGCAGCAGACGCCAGCGCCGCCUAAGUACCAUCAGGAACCGCCCAAGUACUCGGAGCUGUCGUCCUCGAGGAAGCUAGACGAGCCCAAGCAAGUCCUGGGCGAUCGUGGAUCCAGCGCAGCGGCGGGAACGGCGGCAAGAACGCGGUGCAGCGCUCCUGGCUUCGGCUACACUGGCAGCGGCGCAGGGGUGUGGGUAGUAGGGGCCGCCGGCGCUGGAAGGGGAAGCAGCAACAGCAGCGUCAGCCAGCACGGGGCGCACGUCGCCGGCGCGCCGCCGGCAGCCGAGCCUCAGCCGCAGCAGCAGCAGCCCGUUAAUCCAGCCAGUAUCACACCGGCCGAGCGAGACUCGACACGUGCCAGCGCCGCCGCCAGUGUCAGUGUCGGUACGAGCAGCGCCAGCGCCGGAGCAGCGCGAGGCCAGCAGCUGUCGCAGAGGAGCAGCAACCCCCUGCACGGCAGCGGCAGUAGUAGCAGAGGAGCGACGAGCGAGAGCGGCCAAGGCGAGCCGCCCGCGAGCGGCAAGUCGAGGAUACCGAUCGCCGAGGGCUCGAGCAACGCCGCGGACGUCAGCUCCAAGUUCAAGGGCACGGUCAGCGCGAUCCUGAAGGCCGGCGAGGUCGUGCAGGGCCGGCCCUGCGAGAAGGCCGUGCUGAAGAUCGAGAAGUGCGUCAAGCUGCCGGCCUCGCUCGCCGAGAAGAUGAAGUCCUCGCAGGACGGACUCGCCGGCAAGUCCAAGGCCGCCGCGGGCCACGAGUCGGCCGCGGCGAGCCACGGCUUCGGCUACAAGGCCGAGAACGUCAAGUACUACGGCGAGCUCAAGGGCUGCUACGACUACAAGUCCUACGGGCACAUCGACAAGCUGCCGAUCUCGGCGCACGAGAAGUCCCAUCAGCUCGGACAGCCGGACAAGUGUCAGAGUGCCGUGAAAUCCGGACAGAGUUACGCGCACCCGAAGAACCCGACCAGUGUUUACAACAGUGACAAGUACAACGAGCACCACCACCACAGGAUGUCGCACAUGAAGCCGCUCAACGCCUUCCAGAUCUACCAGGAGACCAAGUACGCGUACAACGUGAGCGGGACCCCCGGGACACCGGCCCAGGCCAGCGCCGCCGCCGCUUUCUUUGCCAGGGCAGCGCAGAAGCUGAAUCUGUCGUCGAGUCCGCACCGUCGGCGGCGCUCGGGCGACGAGAAUGCUGCCCCGGACGAGCAGGCAAUCUGCCCAAACGGCUAUGCGGCGAUGCUCCUCAAGUCGCCGCCCCCGGCCCCGCCGGCGCUCAUCAGGAGGAUAGGCGUGAAGGAGCUCUCAGGUGUCGGAAAGGUUAAAGUAAUGUUGAGAGUUUCGUCAGGCGAGGGCGGAAGCUUCUUCAGCGCUGAUAAAAGAAAGAAGCAGGUGACGUUAAUCGACCCAGCCUCGGCACAAUCAUCUACGGCAGAAGAUCGCAGACCGACCGUAGCUGCUCCAAAGAUGUUUGCUUUCGAUGCCAUUUUCACGGAAGAAGACUCUCAGACGGAAAUCUGCUCGAGCGCUCUCACCGACGUCAUCCACGCGGUGAUCAACGGAACGGAUGGCUGUCUAUUUUGCUUCGGACACGCCGGACUCGGAAAAACGUACACGAUGCUGGGCACCGCGGAAGCCGGCCACACACUGGGCGCCAUACCUUGUGCCAUCGCCUGGCUGUUUCGCGGCAUCAGCGAGCAGCGCCAGAAGACAGGCGCGAGGUUCAGCGUGAGGGUCAGCUGCGUCGAGCUGACCACGGGCCAGCAGCAGCUGAGAGACCUGCUCGUCGCACACGCCAACGAUUCCGAGCAGUCUCCGUCGGUUUACUUAAGGGACGAUCCGCUCUUCGGCACACUGCAACUACAACAACACAGCGAGCUGAGGGCUCCGACUGCGGAGCGCGCCGCCUUCUACCUCGACGCGGCCGCGGCGGCCCGCCAGCGCGAGGACGGCGACACGCACAUGCUCUACACGCUCCACGUCUACCAGUACAGCGUCGCCGGAAAGGGCGGAGUGGCCGGGGGGCGCAGCAGGCUCCACCUGAUCGACAUCGGCAACUCGGAGCGCGGCAAGUCCUCCGGGGGCAUCCCGCUCUCGGGCUUGGGCAACAUCCUGCUGGCCAUAUUCAACGGGCAGAAGCACCUGCCCUACAAGGAGCACAAGCUCGCCCAGCUGCUAAAGGAGUGCCUGGGCUCACUGACCUGCCACGCGACCAUGAUCGCCCACGUCUCGCCCAACGCCCAGCGCUACAGCGAGACGCUGACGACGUGCCAGCUGGCCUCGCGGAUCCACCGCAUGCGCCGCCGCAAGAUCCGCUUCGUCAGCGGCGGCACGCAGAACAAUGGCAGCGGUGGCAGCUCGGGCGAGGAGGCGACCAGGCAAAACAGCGAGUGCGACCCCAGCUCGAGCGACCUCUCGGCCGACACCGUCAUCUACGUCGGGCCCAGCGCAGACGACGCCACCGACGGCGAGCACCCGCCGGUCUACAUUCCCAGUCUCAACUCCGGCGACAACAGGUGCGCGAUGAACAGGGUGCUGCGAGGCUCCGGGGCCGAGAAGCCCGGCAAGAUCCUCGAGGAGCGGAGUCCCGCCCACAAGAGCACCAAGGCCGUGAAAGCUCUCGCGCAGACGGCCUCGAAGCAGACGUCGCCGGCGCACAGCGCGACGCCCAAGGCGAGUCCGGCUCGCAAGUGCUCCUCGAAGAUACCCACGGCCAAGGUGACGGACUCCCCGACGAGCAAGAUUCCCGUGUCGACGGCCGGCGGGGCCUCCGACGAGCAGUGGAUCGACGGCCCGAGAAUAUCCAAGUCCAAGGUGGCCGAGGCUCGGCACCUGCUGAAGGACGCCACGCAUAAGCGGGAGACCUGGAUAGACGGGCCCAUGCAGAUGACCGGGCCCGCGCCGCUGGUUCUCCACGCGCAGCAGCACUCCGGCGGCUACGGCUUCAUGGACAGCCACAAGAAGAGCAUGAUCAGAAAGUGGGUGGAGAACCAGUCGUCGCAGAUACAGCGCAGCAAGCACGGCUCCUCGUCCGCGAGCUCUCGACAGGUGUCGGAUGUCAAGCUGAGCACCGGCAGCAGCCUGGCGCAGUUCAAAGAGCUCACAACCUUCAAGACCUGCAGCAGCAGCGCCGGCGGCGACGACGACGACACCUCCCUGUCGACGACGGAGAGCGACAGCCUCAAAGUCAACGAGAUCGAGGAUAUAACCGAGAAGCUCGGGGCUAAGCUGAACCUGCUGAACAUCAAAUCGAAUACGGACUCCGGCUUGGACUUGACGGGCAGUCCCCUGAUGGACAGUCUCGAGAGGCUGAGCAGGACGCUGGACAUGCUGGAGGACGACGACGACGAGGAGGAGAUCGUCGUGCCGCCGCCGCUGCCGCUGAUCGAGCCGCUGAGCAACGGGGUCAGCAGAGAGGUGUCGAUGGAGAGCUUGAACUUGUCACACAAGGACAUCAUAUCGCUGCAGCCCUCGAGGCAUUCCAUCUCCUCCGAGGACGAGAUUCUCGAGAUAGUCCAAGUCGACGACGGGGAGCAGGCGUCGAUGCAGGACUCGUGUUUGCAAGUUACCGAGGAGGACAUCGCGCUCUGCAUGGGCGACAAUCCGGCUUCCGAAGCGGGCCUGGACGAGCACCCCCUGAGGAUACUCAGUCAGGAGAAUCUCACCGUCGUCUCGACUUUCACGGAUUCGCUGUCCGUGCUGUCGGAAACCGAGCGUUACAGGUCGCAUUUUGCGCCUCCGGCGGGCAUGGGAAUGCUGCCGCGGCCUUACUUUGACCACGAAGACUUCCUCGAGCAAGAAAACCGACACAAGUUCGACCAGCUGGCUCGACUCCACGAACUCUACCAAAGCAAACUCGCCCUUGCCAACGUCACUAAUUCUCUGACUUACCAGAGAGAAAAGUCGUCGGCAGCCAGUGUCCGAGAGCAGCCCUCAUCCACAUCCGGAGCCUUCCGUCCACCGUCGCGUUGCCAGUCGCUCUCGCUCUCGGACGUGCUGUUCAACGACGCGGCCAGCAACCACGGCAGCAUCUACAGCGAGCCGGCCUACGUAGCCGGCAAGAGCGAGCAGGACAAGAUCUGCGACAACUGCCGGCAGAGCAUGACGCGGCCGGCGACCGCAUCCUUCUGGUACCCGAGCAGCGUGGCUCACCUGGCCAGUCCGCGGCGCUACUGCGGUCGCCUCGGCGAGUGCAACAUCUCCAGCCUCAGGCAUCCGGACGGCGCCUCCAAUCCGAACCUCAAGGAGGAGAUCGAGAGGAUACCGGGCAACGGCGCCUCGGGCUCCGAUCCCGAGGAGGAGUACAUUGAGGCGAAGAAGCUUUUCGCCUCCACCGCCACCAACACCGCCACCUUCCUGCAGAGAGUCAACGAGCGAACGGUCACCGGCAAGUCCGACAUCGAGGAAGAGAUCCAGUUUCCCAGCUUCAAUAUUCCAAUGCCGAUGCCCAUAACCAUCCCGUCCUCGAUACCAUCCUCCAUACCAUCCUCCAUACCAUCCUCCAUACCAUCCUCCAUACCAUCCUCCAUACCAUCCUCCAUACCAUCCUCGAUACCGUCGCCCAUACCGUCUUCCAUACCGUGCUCCGGAAGAAUGCAGAGAAAGAUCCUGAGCCUCGGUUCAUCCCUUGGCCUCAACAAGGACGACUACGACUCUGGAGCCGACUCAACCUCGCGCGCUGCCAAAUUCUCGCCUGCGACCCUCUCGAGACACCGGGCCGAAAGCUCCGGCUACGACAGCGUCGUCCGUGACAGCGAGACCAGCAGCAUAGCUAGCGAUUCGUCCAGGCAGACCAGCGCUCUUCAAGAACAUCACAGUGGCGCGCUGGGUGUUUUAACGUCGACGUUGUGCGGCUGUUUCAGCGGUGGGACGACCGGGAGGGUCCGCGCGCCGGGCCCAGGGCCGGCCAGCUCUCGCGGCCACGCUCGCGUACAGCGCCGCGGACGCGGCGAUGCUGGACAGAUACGGCCGAGUGCGCACACUGCCGCCUGGCACAGCAUCCAAGAUUCGCAGCCUUCGUCUGCGCCAGCGCCUUCUUAAGCGCGAGCUGCGCGAGACCAAGAAGAGGCUCAUGAUACCCGACAAUCGAUGGACCUUUGAGCUGCACGUCGAGGACAGCAUGAACUGGACGCAUCCCGGCUUCGUCGAGGCUCUAGAAGCGGAGACGAAUAUUCUGCAGAAGCGAGUGGAGGCUUGCAAGAGUCGCGUGAUGCUGGUCA